Messenger RNA from Neurospora crassa OR74A, 382 nucleotides. RefSeq lists its product as hypothetical. NCBI's taxonomy places the organism in Eukaryota, Fungi, Ascomycota, Sordariomycetes, Sordariales, Sordariaceae. The transcript has 2 exons. The record is from RefSeq and is a predicted model, not a curated record. Bases 137 to 364 code for a protein of 75 amino acids.
CUUCUCUCCACCCCAUCACCGACCAGCACCGAACACACCAUAUUUGACUCCAGCGCAACAACCCAACUCAGCCAAACACACAUUCCACUUCCACUUGGGCGCACCCAAAACACCACCCUACUAGUUAAAAGUCACAAUGUCCGAUAAACCGUCUACCAAGGCCGACAUGAGCUCCGGCUCAGGCACCAACACGGGCCCUUCCACUGGCGCUGCUGCUGCUUCGGAGACCCGCGACAAGCCAGUAGCCACCAAGCCGGCACAGACGUGCGAUUGCGGCCAUACUGGUAGCUGCACUUGUACGCCGGGAGACUGUGCUUGCGAGAACUGCCCGACCGCUAUCCAGGCUUCGCACCACACGAAGUAACCUUCCUCUAAAGCUUCG